AUGGACGGAUCUCAAACUCCUACCCGUCCGCCUCCAGGCUACGCAGAUGGACCGCCGUCUUACUUGAACGAAAAUCUCGAGGAAGAGCACUCGAGUAGCAUUCCAUCAAACAACCCGUCCCUCAGAAUGCUUCCCCAAGUCCAAGAUGACUACAGAUCGUAUGUGACCUCUCCCAGCUUACCUUCUCAGAGCCGUAACACCCGAUCCCCCCAUCGCAAACCCGUCGCCCGUCCCAAGGUGUCGCAUGUGCAAUGGAAUGAUUCUCCCAAAGAGUCCCCUACCCAGGACAAAAGACUGGCGACUCCCGUCUCGUCUCUCAUUGCCGAGGCAGAGGAAAGCCUCAAUUGCAGCCGCGAUACUUAUACCAUUGUUGGACGAGCUCCCACGCUCAAAGCUACUGUUACCCUGAGAAAGAACCCUAACGCUGACAACUCAUCUUCCAAUAGAGCUUCCCCUUCAGCUCGAGGGUCUCCCGAAAGAUACCAUCGCCCAGCAGCUUCGACGGCAUACAGCUCCAGACCCGGUUCAAGCCUUGGUCGGCCCCCUUCAAUACCUCCUCCCGCCGCCCAUAACCGGUCUCCGAUCAGACCCUCCACUCCUUCACGCAUAUCGACCGAUUGGGCGAGAACCACAGCUUCUAGCGUUUCUUAUGAACCUGCAGACCUCAAUGGCAGUCCUCGACCAGGCACACCCUCGUCUCAAUAUGGCGGAAGUCCGCGAAGGCCCCUCCCACCAGCACCUCUUUUCUCUGUAAAAGGUGGAGCAGCCGAGACAACAAUACCUAUUCCCGACUCAGGGUCAGAGAACGACGUCUUUGGUGAUGGUGCUUCGAUCAUGCCUGACCACGACCCUAGGAUGAGUCUGAAAUCUGCACACUCAUACACAAGUGAAUCCACAUUUACGGAAGAGGACGAUGUUGCCGAUGAAAAGACCGGCUACUACGGGCCAGCCCCAGAAGGAAAGCAAGACCGACGUGGAUUGCGAGAAGCGCAGAUGACACGAAAGGAGGUCCGACUGAUCAACGGAGAAUUGAUUCUAGAGUGCAAAAUCCCGACCAUCCUGCACAGUUUCUUACCUCGAAGAGAUGAACGAGAGUUCACGCAUAUGCGGUAUACCGCCGUCACUUGCGACCCCGACGAUUUUGUGGUACAAGGCUACAAACUUCGCCAAAACUUUGGCGUGACGAUGCGCGAGACCGAACUGCUGAUAUGUGUCACCAUGUACAACGAAGGCGAAAUCGAAUUCACCAGGACCAUGCACGGCAUCAUGAGAAAUAUCAGCCAUUUCUGUUCACGGACGAAAUCUAGAACUUGGGGUAAAGACGGGUGGCAGAAAAUCGUCGUCUGUGUCAUUGCAGAUGGCAGACAAAAGGUCCAUCCACGAACUCUGAAUGCCUUGGCUGCUCUUGGUGUCUACCAAGAUGGAAUAGCCAAGAACGUGGUCAACAAGAAAGAGGUGACGGCACAUGUGUACGAGUACACAACACAAGUUUCGUUGGAUGAAGGCAUGAAAUUCAAGGGCGCCGAGAAAGGAAUUGUCCCCUGUCAGAUGAUCUUUUGCUUGAAGGAGCAGAACAAGAAAAAGCUCAACUCUCACAGGUGGUUCUUCAAUGCAUUCGGACGCGCCUUGACACCGAACGUCUGCAUCCUCCUCGAUGUGGGCACGAAACCAGACUCCAAGGCUCUGUACCACCUCUGGAAAGCAUUCGACCAAGACUCGAACGUCGCCGGGGCUGCGGGCGAGAUCAAAGCCGACAAAGGAAAAGGAUGGAUGGGCUUGCUCAAUCCCUUGGUUGCUUCGCAGAAUUUCGAGUACAAAAUGAGCAAUAUCUUGGACAAGCCGCUGGAAUCGGUCUUUGGCUACAUCACUGUGUUGCCUGGCGCACUUUCGGCAUAUCGAUACUACGCCCUGCAAAACGAUCCUAGUGGCCACGGUCCGCUAAGCCAGUAUUUCAAAGGAGAAACCCUUCACGGUCGAGAUGCUGACGUGUUCACUGCGAACAUGUAUCUCGCCGAAGAUCGAAUUCUAUGUUGGGAGCUCGUAGCCAAACGAGGUGAACAGUGGGUGCUGAAGUUCGUCAAGAGUGCUUAUGGCGAAACUGAUGUCCCUGAUGCCGUCCCCGAAUUUGUCUCGCAGCGACGUCGCUGGCUGAAUGGUGCCUUCUUCGCUGCAGUCUAUUCCUUGGUCCACUUCAAACAAAUCUGGCAGACUGAUCACACUCUUGCUCGAAAAAUCCUUCUACACAUCGAGUUUAUCUACCAACUUAUCUCACUCCUCUUUACAUUCUUCUCUCUCGCCAAUUUUUACCUAACAUUCUACUUCAUCGCUGGAUCAUUGGCGGAUCCACAAAUGGACCCCUUCGGCCACCACAUCGGCAAAUACAUCUUCGUCGUCCUCCGUUACGUCUGUGUGCUGCUGAUCUGUCUGCAAUUCAUCCUCAGCUUGGGCAACAGACCUCAGGGCGCGAAGAAACUCUUCCUUGGAACGAUGGUCACGUUCUCUAUCAUCAUGGCUUACACAACAUUUGCAUCGCUGUACAUCGUCGUUAAGCAGCUCACCGCCCACGGUACAAACGACUCGUACAAGCUUGGUAAUAACAUCUUCACCAAUCUCAUCGUCAGCACACUCAGCACGAUCGGCCUGUACUUCCUCAUGUCCUUCCUGUACCUCGAUCCCUGGCACAUGUUCACCAGCUCGGCGCAAUAUUUUGCCCUCUUGCCAUCAUACAUUUGCACACUUCAGGUGUAUGCCUUUUGCAAUACGCACGAUGUCACCUGGGGUACAAAGGGCGACAAUGUAAUGCAUAGGGAUCUAGGUGCGGCAAAGGCAAUCGGCUCUGGGACCGUCGAGGUCGAAAUGCCGUCUGAACAACUCGAUAUUGAUUCGGCAUAUGACGUCGCUCUACGCAAUCUUCGUGACCGAGUCGAAGUUCCCACACCGCCUGUCAGCGAAAACCAGCUACAAGAAGACUAUUACAAAUCGGUCCGCACGUAUGUGGUGACCUCGUACAUGGUCUGCAACGCUGUGCUGGCCAUGGCGGUCUCCGAAGCGUACCCCGUUGGCGCGCAUCUCGGGUCGAACACUUAUCUGACAUUCCUGUUAUGGUCGGUUGCUGCGCUGGCGUUGUUCCGUGCGAUUGGGUCGUCGGCGUUCGGUGUGAUCAAUAUUGUGUCCGCAAUCGCUGAGGGCAGGAUCCAGGCCAAGUUUGAACGCAUCUUUGGUGGUGGUGACGAGCACGGCCGUCACAAGUCUGGCCUGGGUAGCGGAUUUAGCGAAUCUGGCAAGACGGGUAUGUCAGGUGGUUCGAGUGGCGGCAUGAGUCUGGGUGAUGUUACGAGUAAGAUUAGUGAGAAGUUGAGUUGGAUCAGUCGACGGUGA
Molecule: messenger RNA, 3378 nt
Organism: Exophiala spinifera
Lineage: Eukaryota; Fungi; Ascomycota; Eurotiomycetes; Chaetothyriales; Herpotrichiellaceae
Product: chitin synthase 1
Exons: 2
Coding region: 1-3378 (1125 amino acids)
Cellular component (GO): cell periphery; cell septum
Molecular function (GO): chitin synthase activity
Source: RefSeq, a predicted model, not a curated record